AUGCACUGGCUGUUGGAAGGUUCAGCCAUUGUGGAGGAACCUUGCUCACUGAAGUGCACCCUACAGAAUGGAACAGUGGUGAAAAUGAGGGGUCCUGUGUAUAAAGAGCUGACCAACGAGCAAUACAAAUAUGAUGCAUUCGUGGCUUACAACUACACCAGUUACCGAUGGGCUUGCAUCGAUGUGAGAAAAGUUUUGGAAGUUGAGAACGAUUUCUCACUGUGUCUUCACGAUCGCGACUUUAUCCCCGGGGGAAACAUUCAGCAGAGCAUCGUGGACGCCAUGAACAGCAGCCGGAAAAUCAUCUUGGUGAUCAACAAAGCUUUCAUGAAAAGUGAAUGGUGUGAAUUCGAAGUUCAAAUGGCGGGCAUGCGCAUGGUGAGAGACGGCCUUGAUGACGCCAUUAUAGUGAUCAUGAUGGAAGAAAUCCCUGUGACUGAAAUGCCCAAAUCGCUGCUGAGCCUGUGGAAACAUAUCGGAUUCCUGGUGUGGCCCGAAGAUGACCCAGACGAUGAACGGAUCUUCUGGAGCCGUCUGCUAGACGGGAUGGCGCGCUGA
Molecule: messenger RNA, 558 nt
Organism: Liolophura sinensis
Lineage: Eukaryota; Metazoa; Mollusca; Polyplacophora; Chitonida; Chitonidae
Product: toll-like receptor 13
Exons: 2
Coding region: 1-558 (185 amino acids)
Biological process (GO): inflammatory response; signal transduction
Cellular component (GO): plasma membrane
Molecular function (GO): signaling receptor activity
Source: RefSeq, a predicted model, not a curated record